This is a messenger RNA of Benincasa hispida (wax gourd), 1934 nucleotides long. RefSeq names its product protein EARLY-RESPONSIVE TO DEHYDRATION 7, chloroplastic-like. The record is from RefSeq and is a predicted model, not a curated record. Gene Ontology annotation, cellular component: plasma membrane. NCBI's taxonomy places the organism in Eukaryota, Viridiplantae, Streptophyta, Magnoliopsida, Cucurbitales, Cucurbitaceae.
UUUGGAUGGCGGGUAAAUUCCCGGCGAGAAAGUUGUUUGCCUGUCUCAAAUAAUUCUCAACCAUGGCGACGGAGCUUUGACAGCUAAAACAAAUUAUCAACAAUGGCCCGACAUUGCCUUUUUCGAUCAUAAUUAGUCAACUAAUCGGUCUUCUUCACGAUCGACACACGGGAAACUAUCUCGAUUACAGUUGAAACGGAACCAUCUAAUUCAUUAAUGUGAUCGCAUUGGAAUUCGUUUUUGAUCCCUUCUUGUUCUUCUCAAUUUCCCCCAUUUUCCUCUCCCCAUCUUUCAAAUCCAUCCAAUUUCCUGUUUCCCCCCUUCUGUAUCAAUGGAUUCACAAAACCCAUAUCGCAAUUCCCUUUACCCUCAGGUGAUUCAUUCAAAUCCCGAUGCGCCUUCCGCUCCCUUUGCGAAUCCGAAUCCAUCGUCGACCUCGAAUCUUUACCCCACUCUUGAUAUGAAGGAUAUGGUAGAGAAUCUGUUUCCCGACGAUGUGGAUUACCGUCGUCCUCCUUCGGUUCCAACUCCGGCUCCGACUUCGGCUUCCGCUCCUCCCCUUGCGGCGGAAGAGGUUCUCAUCAGAGUCCCAGGCGCCAUUCUUAACCUAAUUGAUAAACAGUAUAGUGUUGAGCUCGCUUGCGGCGAUUUGACCAUUGUUCUCAUUCGCCAAGGGGAGAAUGUUGUUGCGGUGCUUGCGCGUGUUGCUGAUGACAUUCAAUGGCCAUUAGCGAAGGAUUUAGCGGCUGUGAAGCUUGAUGAUUUGCAUUACUUCUUCUCUUUUCGGCCUCCGAAGGAACGUGAUUCGGAUUCCGAUUCGAGUGACGAUGAAGAUGGGAAGAAUAAUGGGUCGGACGAUUAUUUGAGCUAUGGGUUGACGAUUGUUUCCAAAGGUCAAGAGGGAUUGUUGAAGGAACUAGAUGGGAUUUUGCAAAAUUACAGUAGUUUUACGGUGCAGAAGGUGUCGGAGAGUGCCAAGAAAGUGGAGGUUCUGGAUGAGUCUCUAGCGAAAGAGAUGUCGCCGGCGGAUUUGAAGACGGAGAAGAAGAAAGAAGAGAUGGAAGGGAAAUGUGCAGCGUAUUGGACUACAUUAGCUCCUAAUGUGGAAGAUUACAAUGGAUUGGCUGCAAAGUUGAUAGCAGCGGGAUCGGGGCAAUUGGUUAAAGGAAUUUUAUGGUGUGGUGAUGUGACUGUAGAAAGGUUGAAACAGGGAAACGAGGCUAUGCAGAAAAGGAUGGACCCCUGUUCUAACACCGAGAUCAGUCCUGAAACCCUCAAGAGGAUUAAAAGGGUUAAGAGGGUUACAAGGAUGUCAGAGAAAGUAGCAAAUGGAGUGCUCUCUGGAGUGGUUAAAGUUUCUGGAUACUUUACAAGUUCAGUGGCUAAUUCUAAAGUUGGGAAGAAGUUUUUUGGAAUGCUUCCGGGGGAAAUUGUACUUGCUUCUCUUGAUGGAUUUGGCAAAGUUUUUGAUGCUGUUGAAGUUGCUGGAAAAAAUGUCAUGGCUACAUCUUCCACUGUGACAACUGAACUAGUGACCAAAAGAUAUGGGGAGCAAGCUGCAAAUGCAACCACUGAAGGCCUUGAUGCUGCUGGACAUGCUGUCGGGACCGCAUGGGCUGCUAUGAAGAUUCGAAAAGCUCUGAAUCCAAAAAGUGCUCUCACCCCGACCGCUUUAGCAAAAUCCGCUGUUAAAGCCGCAGCUGCAGAGGCCAAGGCUAAGAACUCCAAAUAAAUUGUUGGAACUAUUUGAUAUUAACUUAUAGUAGGUAUGAACGGCUGUAACAAAUUAAGUUGAGCUUAUUAAAGAUUCAAGCUACUCAAUCUUCAUGCCCACUCUUGCUUCUUUACUAAAAUCAUUGUUGUAGAUUUCCUGUAUAUAAGUUACAUGGAUCCUGAAAAGAAUGACAUGAUUGAUUUCUGUUUCCUUUCUACAA